Triticum turgidum subsp. durum (durum wheat) is the source of this 414-nucleotide messenger RNA. Lineage: Eukaryota; Viridiplantae; Streptophyta; Magnoliopsida; Poales; Poaceae. The record is from the annotation of a GenBank genome assembly.
AUGGUUUCGUCAAUGAAGCAUCACAGAGAUGAGGCCGGCGCUUCCUCGUCCCUCUCCCUCUCGCUGGCCCUCGGCGCCGUGGCCGACCGAAGCAAGAAGAUGCGCCGCGGCGGCGUGGACGGCGAGUUCGUGUGCAAGACGUGCGGCCGCUCGUUUCCGUCAUUCCAGGCUCUGGGCGGGCACCGGACAAGCCACCUGCGCGGCCGCCACGGGCUCGCGCUCGGCCUCGCUGCCGGGUCCGAUAAGCCGGCGACCAAGAAGACCACGGACCAGAAGCAGGCGCACCAGUGCCACAUCUGCGGGCUCGAGUUCGAGAUGGGGCAGGCGCUUGGCGGCCACAUGCGCCGGCACCGUGACGAGGCGGUCGCCACCACGGCGCAGGCACCCCCCGUUCUGCUCCAGCUCUUCGUCUAG